AUGGCGUUCGGAGCCGGUCUAACUUCGAGCAAAAGCUACCUCUAUUUCUCGACACUGCACUUCUUAGCCUUUGUCUUUGCUGUGACUGUUUGUGGUCUCUAUGGUGUCGAGCUGGACCGCGCAAGGAAGGCCGACAAGUACGCAGAUUCGAAAUGGGUAUUCGCGGUCGUUGUUGGCGGCCUGUCAGCUUUGAGCUCUAUCCUCUUCUGCAUCCCGUUCAUCCUCCGGUUCGCCUUCAAGUGGGUGUGGGACUUUGUGCUCUUCAUCCUCUGGACCGCCGUCUUUGGCGUUUUUGCAAACAUGUACAUCCACGAGCACCCCGAGGGUAACAACGAUAUCCGUCGGAUGAAGCACGCCGUCUGGGUGGACCUUGUCAACAUGCUUCUCUGGCUCGUCAUCGCUGUUUCUGCGUUGGCCUACUGGUUCAAGCAUCGCCAUACCAGAAGCCAGUUUACUUCUCGCGCCAUCGUCUAG
This is a messenger RNA of Sordaria macrospora k-hell, 474 nucleotides long. RefSeq lists its product as uncharacterized. Lineage: Eukaryota; Fungi; Ascomycota; Sordariomycetes; Sordariales; Sordariaceae. The record is from RefSeq and is a predicted model, not a curated record.